CCGAGCUGCACCUGAAGGCACCAGAGACUGGAGAGCGGGUUUCCACCACAGCACGAGCCGUGGCAUCAGCUGUCCCUCCGCCAGAGUCCACGAGCGACUUCCCAAACGUCGACUUUGCGGCUCAUUGCACUGAACUAGCCAGUAUGAGGAGUUUUGGUGGAUGCUAGCUGGGUUUGACAACUUUUAUCGACCUGGAGUUGAUGCCCGAGUACCUUCAAGAAUCUGCAUGUGGAUAACUGAACUACAAAUACCAGUCAGGACCAAUCAGGACUCAUGUACACAGGCUCACACAUGGCCCUGUAAGCUGUGACUGAACCGUACUAUCAAGGAAAUUCCUCAGUCCUCCAGGGUCACCUCGGUGGUUGUCUGUUUGGUGGUUUGUACAGCUGCACAAGCUUCUGUUUCUACAGUACACACACAGAGUACACUCUGUAUGGACGUCCUGUCUUCACUCACUCAAGAGGUAAUGAGUUAUUUACCCCAGGACAGGCCUAUGUCCAUUAUGGAACACUAACUUAAAGGAAAACCUCAGAAAAUUAAGUCACAAUGGCUUCAGAGAAAAGUCACACACAGGUCAAACCCAACAGAGAAACAAGACAUUUAAAUGACAUCCAGGAAUUACGGCAGUACUCUGAUCAGUUAUGGCACUCGAAGCAGCAGAGCAGUCCCUCCCUCCUCCUCUAUAGGAAGUUGUCAUCUGACAGUGGGAAAGGGAUCAUUUUGGAUGGUGAAUGUGUGUGCCUGGAGUACAGCUCCAAACUCCAGAGUACAAAGGAGACAUGUCAUCUAGAUCUGCCCACUGGCAAGAGAAAUGAAGGAAUUGCUAACACAGUUACUCUAGUACCUGGGAAAGGUUCAGAAGGCUCCCUAUGCCAGCUGGACACCCCAGGUGAGGGUGUGGAUUCAUGCAGAAGUAGAACUGGCAGAAUGAACUGCUCCUGCACCUCCUCUAGUCUCUACACAAGUCCAGAUCACAACUGUUGCCACAGUGCCAGGUCCAGUCCAGAUCGCAGCUCCAGCCCUGCUCUCUGUCCCAGCCCCUCUCGGCCCCGCCAGCGCCAUGUCCGUCGUGGAAGCCUGCCUGUGUCUAUGCUGGCUUUUCACAAGACAUCACUACUCCUCACAAAUUCGUCCAGUCCAUCCAGUGAACCGAGCUCUUCAGCAUCAUCUCCCUCUAAUUCCCCACUUACCAAACAUCGCCAUCGCACACAAAAUGGACAUGUUCACCACAACCAUCGCAAAGAUGUCUACUCAAGCUUAGAAAGGCUCAACAGAAGGCCCAGGGCCAACAGAUGCUCAUUGGAGAAACUCUUCCUCCAGCAGACACCUCUUGAAACUGUGAGCACCACCUUUGGGCCAAACGAAUCACACCUGCAGGUUCCUGGCUGCAGCAGUGACAGCAGCGGCGACGAGAUCGAUGAAGAGUGUUUGUUGGAUACUGCCGAAUUUGACAGGAAUCGUAAAGAGCGUUCCACUGUCCUGGUGAGGCGAUUCUUCAAGAAUAAUCAAAAGAUGACCAAAUCAGUGUGUACUGGAACCAGAGCUCUUGUCAAGACACUACCAUCAGGACACAUAUCAGAGGAGGCCUGGGAGAUGGUUAUACGUCACAGGACAUGGAGACCUACCAAGACUGAUGUGUGGCCAGCCCUAUCCUGUAGUGUAAGGGAGCACUUCAGAGUUUGCAGAGACAUGCUACGCUUUGUCAAAGUCAUAUUUCAGCAGGUUACCAACUAUGUGCAGGACACGGGGGAACAUAAUCUGACUCAUCCCACCAAAAAGCUUCUGCUGUGUUGCCCUGGAUCUGUGUGCCUCAGGGAGUCUUGCUGUUCCUUUCACAGUGCCGGUGCCUGCCCACCCAGACAGAACCUAAACUCCUGCCUUAAUCUUUCUUAUCCGCUGAGGUUUUAUCGUGCCUGUGGUCAGAGGACAUCCGUGUGUUCAUUGCUGACUGGAGCCCUUCUGGAGGCCACAGCUGCUCUCGGGGCCCGCACCACUCUACCCUACCCUUUUCCACAGGGCUCCAACUGUCACGCUGUGCUGAAAGAACGUCAGCUGGCUAACAGUAUGACCAGCAGCAGCUCUCUUCCACCCAGUGUGAGUGGGAUCAGUAAGGAACUGGCCGACCUGCGACACCUUGUUCAGUUCCCAGAGGAGAUCGCCUGUAUCCUCACUGAGCAAGAGCAGCAGCUCUACCAACGGGUCUUUCCGUUGGACUACCUCUGUUUCCUCACACGAGAUCUGGGCAGUCCAGAGUGUCAAACCAAACGCCACCCAAACCUCAAGGCCUCAUUGUCAGCACCCAUCAUGCCUACCCAGAAUGCUCAGCGAAGUAACGCUGUAGAGGACUUGGUGGCGCGGUUCAAUGAGGUGAGUUCAUGGGUGACGUGGCUCGUCCUGACAGCAAGUUCAAUGGAAGAGAAGAGAGAAGUUUUCUCCUACCUGGUUCAUGUUGCUAAAUCCUGCUGGAACAUGGGAAACUACAACGGCGUCAUGGAGUUUCUCGCUGGACUCAGGUCUCGCAAGGUCCUAAAGAUGUGGCAGUUUAUGGACCAGUCAGACAUUGAGACCAUGAGGAGCCUGAAGGAUGCCAUGGCUCAGCAUGAGUCUUCCUCUGAGUACAAGAAAGUUGUCACCAGAGCUGUCAAUAUCCCAGGAUGCAAGGUGGUGCCUUUCUGUGGGGUUUUUCUUAAGGAACUAAGUGAUGCAUUGGAUGGAACUGCAAGCAUCAUAAGCCUUAAACCACCUCUAGAUACUACAGAGGACUCAAUAGAGUUUGUGUCUGACUACAGCGGCCAGCACAACUUUAUGUCACGGUCUGGUCCAGAUGGACUACAUGUCCCAGAAAAAGAAGCAACUGUCAGCAACAUCCUUCAGAUAAUCAGAUCCUGUAAUCGUAGUUUGGAGGCAGAGGAUCCUGAUGAUGCAUCUACAAGUCCCUCUUCUACUGGCCCGUCCUCUGCGUCCAGGAACAACUCCUUCAGGGACCGCAGCCGCAAUCAGUUCAUGGUGGGAGAUUUGUCAGAUUCAGAAAGUGACUUGUCAUCCGAGCCAAUGGUUAAGGAGGUAGAGUUUCAGGGGACUGAGGAGACCCACAGAGCCUUCUGCCAUGGCACUGAGCUCAUUCCAUGGUACGUUUUGUCACUACAACCAGACAUUCAUCAAUUCCUGUUACAAGGAGCUACAGUCAUCCACUAUGACCAGGAUAGCCACGUCACUGCCCGCUGUCUGCUACGACUACAGCCCGACAACAUAACACUCACCUGGGGUAAGCCUCAGAGCGGAGGCGCCUCUCCUACUGAGCAGCCUCUGGGAUUAGGACAGCCGGUUGUGGCAGGACUAGCAGAAGGCUUGUUGGACUUGGGGGUGGUGAAGGCUGUGUUCCUGGGUCAUCAGGGAGUGGACGUCCACACUGUGUGUUUGCAGAACAAGCUGAGCCAGAUGACGGUGGAGGAGAAUGGUCUCAGCCUCCUCUAUGGUCUCAGUACCACUGAUAAUAGACUCCUGCACUUUGUAGCCCCAAACUACACCGCACAAACGCUCCAUAAAGGCCUGUCAGAGUUGGUGAAUGCCAUCAGAAAAAUGAAGAAGUUUCCUGAUCAAAGACUGCAGUGGCUAAGGAGGCAGUAUGUCAGUCUGUAUCAGGAGGAUGGCAGAUACGAAGGCCCCACACUAGCCCAGGCCAUUGAGCUGUUCGGUGGGCGGAGGUGGAAUAUGGGGACGGGGGGAGUCGAGAAAUCAGCCACACAGAAAAACAGUCCUCUGAGCAUGAAUGAUAAGGCCAAGAAGAAGAAGAAGGUGCUUGUGAGGGGAGACAGUGGGGAUGCAACAGAUGACGAAAUGGUUUCAAGAAAAACUCGGAGCUGUAAAGAAGGGCUAUAUCGAAACGGACCGGAAUCUGACAGUAUAGACCAAGAAGACCCAGAGGACAACUUCCCCGGACCAUUCUCCCUCUCAUCCAAUAAAAGUGCUGGAUUACUCGUCUCCUCUUCAUCCUCCUCCUCUUCCUCCAGCAUGGUGGGGUCCAGCCAGUCUCGUCCACAGUCGUCUCCGGUUCUUUCAGGAGUUUCUAAGUCCCAGCCAGGAGCCUGGAGCAGCAGGUCGUGGCAUGGUCGAGGUAAAGGAUGCUUCAAAGGCUUUCAGAAUCUGAUGAUUUCAGACAGCACCAUGAGCUUCAUUGAAUUUGUUGAGCUCUUCAAGUCAUUCAGCAUUCGAAGCAGGAAGGACCUAAAGGAGCUGUUUGACACCUUUGCCGUCCCCUGUAGUCGUUCAAGUCCAGAGUCAGCUCCUCUCUACACAAACCUCAGGAUAGAUGACAAAGACACUGGACUACAGCCAGACCUCGAUUUACUAACGCGAAACGGGUCUGAUUUGGGUCUCUUCAUCCGGACAAGGCAGCAGAUGUCCGACAACCAGAAGCAGAUCUCAGACGCCAUUGCAGCAGCCAGCAUCGUGACUAAUGGAACAGGAGUGGAGAACGCUUCGCUAGGGGUCUUGGGAUUAGCUAUCCCUCAACUCAAUGACUUUCUAGUUAACUGUCAGAGAGAACACUUAAGCUAUGAUGAGAUCCUCAGCAUUAUACAGAAAUUUGAGCCUUCGUCAAGCAUGAGACAAAUGGGCUGGAUGUCAUUUGAAGGCUUUGCAAGGUACCUCAUGGACAAAGACAACUUUGCUUCAAGUAACGAGGAGUCUCAAAUGAACCCAGAGGAGUUACAGUACCCACUGUCCUACUACUACAUUGAAUCUUCUCAUAACACUUAUCUGACUGGACACCAGCUCAAAGGAGAGUCCUCUGUAGAGCUUUACAGUCAGGUGCUACUGCAAGGCUGUAGGAGCGUUGAGUUGGACUGUUGGGAUGGAGAUGAUGGCAUGCCAGUUAUUUACCAUGGACACACACUAACGACCAAGAUACCUUUCAAGGAUGUGGUGGAAGCGGUCAACCGGUCUGCAUUUGUUAACUCCGACAUGCCCGUCAUCCUGUCCAUAGAGAACCACUGCUCCCUUCCACAGCAACGCAAGAUGGCUGAGAUCUUUAAGACGGUGUUUGGGGAGCGUCUUGUCACUCGCUUCCUGUUUGAAAGUGACUUCAGCGAUGACCCUCACCUGCCGUCGCCUCUGCAGCUCCGGGGGAGGAUACUCCUCAAGAACAAGAAGCUCAAAGCCCAUCAGGCACCGGUGGACAUACUCAAACAGAAGGCUCACCAGCUUGCCCACAUGCAGGCUCAGGCAAGCAACGGAUCACCAGGGGUUACCUCACCUGGCAACAACACCAAUGAGGAGGAGGAGGAGGAAGAAGACGAGUACGACUAUGACUACGAGUCUCUGUCAGAUGCUGAUGUCCUCACAGCCUCCACUGCCUCAUACGGUCUGGAAGAUAACAUUCUGGAUGACAAGCCGGAGGGGAAGAGCCCAGCAGACAAAGAGGAGCAACCUGCUGAUGAAAUACCCAAGAGGAUGAAGAAGGCUGACAGCACAACGCAGAGCAAAGGAAAGGUUUUUGACAUGGAGCUGGGUGAGGAGUUUUACCUUCCUCAGAACAAGAAGGAGAGUCGACAGAUCGCCCAGGAGCUGUCCGACCUUGUCAUCUACUGCCAGGCUGUGAAAUUCCCUGGCCUGUCCACGCUGUCUCCGGCAGGCUCCGGCAGAGGGAAGGACCGGGGCAAGAGCAGGAAGUCCAUAUUUGGUACAGCUCCCACUCGCUGCAGCACAACGGGGGAGGUCACGACCCAGAACCGCACCCCUGGGAAAGGAGGCAGUGAGCGACUAAGCUGGGAGGAACAGCAGACGUCUCCCGUCCUCAACGCCCCGACCUCGCUCAGCGCCAUCAUUCGCACACCCAAGUGCUACCACAUCUCGUCUGUAAACGAGAAUGCCGCCAAGCGCCUGUACCGGCGCUACUCUCAAAAGCUGAUCCAGCACACGGUGUGCCAGCUGCUGCGGACUUACCCAGCGGCCACCAGGAUAGACUCCACAAACCCAAACCCUCUGCUCUUCUGGCUGCAUGGGAUUCAGCUGGUGGCCCUUAACUAUCAGACAGAUGACCUGCCCAUGCAGUUGAACGCAGCAUUGUUUGAGGCCAACGGUGGCUGUGGUUACGUGCUGAAGCCAGCGGUGCUGUGGGACCGUAGUUGUCCACUCUACCGGCAGUUCUGUCCAAUGGACAGGGACGUGGAGAAAAUGAGCCCUGCCAUUUAUUCCCUCACUAUUGUAUCUGGUCAGAACAUUUGUCCCGGUAACAGCGCUGGCAGCCCCUGCAUUGAGGUGGACGUUCUGGGCAUGCCCAUUGACAGCUGCCACUUCCGAACCAAACCCAUCCACCGCAACACCUUAAACCCUAUGUGGAGUGAACACUUUCAGUUCAGCGUGCACUUCGAGGACAUGUGCUUUCUGCGAUUCGCUGUGGUAGAGAAUAACAGCUCCCAAACUACAGCUCAGAGGACCCUGUCUCUGAAGGCCCUGAAGCCAGGCUACAGACAUGUGCAGUUGAGGACACAACAUAACGAGUCUCUGGAAGUGUCCAGCUUGUUCAUCUUCAGCCGCAGAACUGAGGAAGGUCCAACAGGGGGUGCCACUCCCUCAUCACUGCUGUUCAUGUCAGAGGAGAAACAUGCGUCGCUACAGCACAGGGUGACGGUCCAUGGAGCUCCUGGUCCAGAGCCUUUCACAGUGUUCAGUGUUACAGAGCAGACCACCGCCAAACAGCUGCUGGACACGGUUGUAACAUCCACAGGAAACCCAUCAGAAUACUUCUUAUGUGAAGAGAAGGUUCCUCUGUCGAAGGAGCGCAGUGAAGUGAAGCGCUCUGCUCAGCUGCGCCCCCUAGCACCAGAGGAGGAAGUGGUCAGACUGGUGUACAGCUGGAGCACUGAGGAGGGAUAUGUGGGGAGGAUCUGCCUAAAAACCAGAGAGGAGAACUUAAAUGAGAAAAACACUGUGCUGGUAGGAGAAGAGGAAGUAACUGUAGGAGGCAGAGAAGGAGCAGGAGGAGGUGGAGGUGGAGGAGGAGGAGGAGGAGGAGGAGAGGACGAUAUGUUCUUCGUCCAGGUUCAUGAAGUUUCUCCAGAACAGCCUCAUACAGUGAUCAAGGUCCCACGGUACAGCACCGCCCAGGACAUCAUACAGCAGACUCUGUCUAAGGCCAAAUAUUCCUACAGCAUCCUCUCAAAUCCCAACCCAUGUGACUACGUCCUGAUGGAGGAAGUGACCAAGGAGGUGGGCUCUAAGAAGUCGUCCACCGCCAAGCCCCUUCAGCGGGUGCUGCUGGAUCACGAGUGCGUCUUCCAGGCUCAGAGCCGGUGGCGCGGCGCCGGAAAGUUCAUUCUGAAACUCAAAGAGCAGGUGGUGCGAGAGGACAAGAAGAAGGUCAUUUCAUUCGCCAGCGAGCUCAAGAAGCUGACGAGUCGCAGCCGCAGCAUGACGACCGGCGGCGGAGUGGACGGCCCCGGCCAGAGUAAGGAUGAAAGAGCUGCAUGCUGUGUGGCUCUGACAGAGCUCCAGGAGUGAGGCUCACACUCUGCCUGCUGUCUGUGCAUGGAAAGGCAACAGAGGGUAUCGGUCUGCAGCUGCAGGUCUGAAGGCAUGGGUGGUGGAGGGCAGGGUGGGGGCAGGAAGGUUCAUCCAGGCCUCGUCUUCAUCGUCAUCAUCCAGGGGGCAGCUCCAUCCCCCAGACCACAUCUCCACCUCCACUCUGACCCCAGCAGCCUGGAAGCUUCACCUCCUCAGGAACUGGAAGAUCCACAAAUAAAAUCCAGAGAGAGAGA
Molecule: messenger RNA, 7757 nt
Organism: Sphaeramia orbicularis (orbiculate cardinalfish)
Lineage: Eukaryota; Metazoa; Chordata; Actinopteri; Kurtiformes; Apogonidae
Gene: plce1
Product: phospholipase C, epsilon 1
Exons: 45
Coding region: 547-7500 (2317 amino acids)
Biological process (GO): phosphatidylinositol-mediated signaling; phosphatidylinositol metabolic process; G protein-coupled receptor signaling pathway
Molecular function (GO): phosphatidylinositol-4,5-bisphosphate phospholipase C activity; guanyl-nucleotide exchange factor activity
Source: RefSeq, a predicted model, not a curated record